Messenger RNA from Helianthus annuus (common sunflower), 2921 nucleotides. Its product is annotated as protein IQ-DOMAIN 32. The transcript has 6 exons. Gene Ontology annotation, molecular function: protein binding. Bases 178 to 2646 code for a protein of 822 amino acids. NCBI's taxonomy places the organism in Eukaryota, Viridiplantae, Streptophyta, Magnoliopsida, Asterales, Asteraceae. The record is from RefSeq and is a predicted model, not a curated record.
GGGUAGCCUAGAUUGGGGGAGCAUGUUCAGGGUGGUAAUCUUCCAUAAAUACCCCUCCUCCACUACCGGUGCAAGUUCCAACAAUAACGACGAAAGACACUCUCAAAUGUGACGCCAAACAACACGAUCUCCAUUAUUCUUAUAUCACCUCUUUCGCAACGGUUAUAAUAACUUACAAUGGGAAGAUCCACUCCUUCUUGCUUCAAAAUCAUCUCAUGUGCUGGUAGCAAUGAAGCCGCUGUUGAUCCAGAUCAUAUUCAUGUUUCUUCUGAGAACAAGAGUCCUGAUAAACGAGGAUGGAGUUUUAGGAAACGAUCAGGCAGGCAUCGGGUGCUGAGCAACACCGUAGUUACCGAAAAAAUAACUUCUUCGGAUAACAAACCGAUCUCUGAACCGAUAUCCAUCAGUUCUGAGCCACAAAUCAAUUCCAAUAUAUCUGAAAAAACUUGUGACAGUAUAUGGACAGAAGAGAUACCGACUUCAGUUACCAAAAAUGCUACGGUUUCAACUGUGGAUCAUACCAAAUCUGCUUGUGAAGAAGAUGAUAUUAAAUGUGAAUCUGUUCCCGAUAGAUCUGAAUCGGCUGUUCUUGUCAUCCAAGCUGCUGUUAGAAGAUUCUUGGCUGAGAGACAACUGGUAAAACAUAAGAAUGUGGUCAAACUGCAAGCUGCCAUGAGAGGACAUUUGGUCAGAAAUCAUGCUGUUGGAACUUUACGUUGCGUUCAAGCCAUUGUUAAAAUGCAAGCUCUUGUUCGUGCGCGUAGACAGAAGGGAGUGCAAAAUGCAGGAAUUGAUUUAGGACCAAAGUAUAUUUCCAUUGAGAAGCUAUUAAGUAACCGACUUGCUUGCCAGCUACUGGAAUCUACACCAAAGACGAAGCAAAUUAACAUCAAAUGUGAUCCGUUAAAAUCUGAUUCCGCUUGGAAUUGGUUGGAGAGAUGGAUGUCUGUGUCUUCACCAGACGUUUUGGAGUCACACGCCCGAGAACAUGAUCAGGACAAAGUUGUAAUUAACUCCAAAAAUGCGGUUGAGACUGUAGCUACCGCUGAUGUUGAGGAACUAAUGGUCCCAUCUGAAGAAAAAGAGAACUUGAUUCACAUUGAAGAAAGUUUCAUUGUAAAAGCCCAUGAAGACGAGAAGCCAGUAACGGAAUCAAUUGAGAAACCUGAUUCUCUACCAAAUGAACCGAUGGAUCUGAAUACCGAACCUCAGAUUGAGGUAAAUCCCAUCCCCCAGAAUCCCGUAUCAGAAACCGAACUCAAACCGAUUCCUGAGAAUCCCGUAUCUGUAACCAAACCUGAACCGAUUCCUGAGAAUCCCGUAUCAGAAACCAAACCCGAACCCGAACUGAUUCCUGAGAAUCCCGUAUCAGAAACCAAACCCGAAACCGAACUGAUUCCUGAGAAUCCCGUAUCAGAAACCAAACCCGAACCGAUUCCUGAGAAUCCUGUAUCAGAAACCAAACCCAAACUGAUUCCUGAGAAUCCUGUAUCGGAAAUGGAACCGAAACGCGCAGCAAAACGUGUAGCCACUGACCAACCAGAUUCAGAGGGAAGAAAGUCUGUGUUCGGAUCCCGAAAAGCAAGUAAUCCAGCGUUUAUUGCUGCUCAGUCAAGAUUUGAGGAGUUGACUUCUAUGACCAAACCGUUAAAACCAGCCAAUUCUUCUAAUCAAGAUGAUGUGUCAGGUUCAGGUUCGGGUUCGGGUUCCUCUAAUCCGUUGAAAUCAGCCAGUGCUAAUCAGGAUGAUGAUGUGGCAGGUUCGAGUUCGCCUGCAGAUAUCAGUUCUUCUGCACGUGAAAACGUAACCCUGGUGCGAGAUGUUGACCCGGAUGAGCACUUGGUUUCGCAUGGUUCAAUAGCGGUUCGGAUUGGUGGCUCAGAAUGUGGAACCGAGCUGUCAGUCACAUCCACACUUGACUCACCAGAUCAAUUUGAAGUUAAAAUUGAGAAACCCGAGGAACCGAAAAUCGUAAAUGAAGCAGCCGGUAACGAUAUUAACAGCAACAUAGAGAUUGUUAUGCCUGAAAAACAAGUUGACCAAAAGCUCAAUGACACUGAAAUUGAGUUGGAACCCGAACAGGAACCCGAGUCUAGCCAGCCCGAGCAUGAACACAAGUCUAACGAGCAUGAACUGGCUCCACAAAUAUCUGCAUCGGGAUCUCCAAGAAGCCACAUAACAAUCCCCGAAUCACAAGGAACACCAUCUAGCCAGGUGUCAACCAACACAAAGAAGUCAAAAAGCGAUAAAAAGUCAACGAGUCAAAAACGGAAGUCCUGGUCAACUAGUAAAAAGUCUAGUGUUGACUCUGGCCCAAGAGCUAGUUUGGAGCAGCUGCCUAAAGACACAAAACCCGGAAAACGAAGAAACUCUUUCGGGUCACCGAAACCCGACCACGUUGACCAUGAAGUGUCGGUCCCGAGUUACAUGCAGGCGACAGAAUCCGCAAGAGCAAAAGCGAUUGCUAAUAGCUCACCAGCAUUGAGCCCAGAUGUGCAUGAUAAGGAAACUUAUUUGAAAAAGCGACACUCGUUGCCGGGUGCGGUUAACGGUCGGCAAGGCUCGCCGCGUAUCCAGCGGUCAAUGUCGCAGGCGUUACAAGCUACAAAAGGAAAUGGCAACCAAGAGAGGAAAUGGCAGAGGUAAAGUUGUAAAGGAGCAAACACCCAAAAAAGUGAGAGAUUGGGCCAAUAAUAAGCUAGGGCUUGUGGGUGUCUUUUUUUUUUUUUUAAUAUAUUUAUAUUAUUAUUUCUUUUUCUUUUACUAUUUGGAUUGUUUUAUAUCAACAUCAUGAACAAUUGUCUGUUUGUGUGUAUUUGUUUGAAACAGGGUUUGUUUUUUUUUUCUUUUUUAUUUUAUAAACAUGAUAUAUAAUAUUAAGGAUUUCAGCUUUCUGAUUUAUAUAGAUUUAAAUAGAUUUA